UGGUAGUUUUCCAUUUCUUCACCCGUGUUACGAGUCUGGCCACGAAUCUGAGUCACAUUCUCCUUUGAAAUGAGUGACUCCGCAAAACCAAAGAAGUCUCGAAAGCUAACAAGUGACGACUGGAAGCUUUUUGAUGAUGCUUUUCCAGGAUUUGUUAACGAUUUAGUACAAAAGGAGGAGAAUGACUUGGCGAUUGGUGAUUCCAUAAAAUGGCUUCGUGAGGUUUUAGAAUACAACGUUCCUGGAGGGAAGAGAAAUCGUGGACUGUCGGUUAUUGGCUCCCUGCGGCAUCUUAUCAGAGAAGAACAUUUCACAGAUGAACAUUUGAGAGUAGCUCUUCUUUUGGGCUGGUGUGUUGAGUGGUUUCAGGCAUUUUUCCUUGUGGCGGAUGAUAUCAUGGACCAAUCAAUGACAAGACGAGGGCAGCCCUGCUGGUACAGACAGCCUGAAGUUGGGAAUAUAGCUAUUAAUGAUGGCAUCAUGAUUGAGCAGACAGUCUUCAGACUUUUAAAGAAACACAUCAAGCAUCAAAGUUAUUAUGUGGAUGUUGUGGAGCUAUUUCAUGAGGUGGCUUACCUGACUUCACUGGGACAGUCACUCGAUCUGAGAACAAAACCUGGUGAAAAUUUUGAAGGGUUUACAUUAGAUAGGUACCGUACAAUUGUCAAACACAAGACUGCUUUCUAUUCUUUUUACCUCCCUGUGGCACUUGCCAUGUUCGUGGCUGGUAUCAAAGAUGAGGCAUCCCAUGCUAAUGCAAAGAUAAUUUUACUGGAAAUGGGCGAGUUCUUCCAGAUACAAGAUGACUACAUCGACGUGUUUGGGGAUGCGUCUGUGACAGGGAAGGUGGGAACUGAUAUUGAAGAAGGGAAGUGCACAUGGCUGGUGGUGCAAGCCCUCAAAAGAGCUAAUGCACAACAACUGACUAUAAUAAAAGAAAAUCUCGGAAUAAAUGACAUAGAGGCAUCAGCUAAAGUCAAGCGAGUCUACCGCGAGUUGAAUCUAGAACAAGUUUUCCAUGAAUACGAAGAAGCAAGCUACCAAAGAAUUAUAGACCUCAUCUCUAAACACUCAGGGGACCUGCCUGACGAAGUGUUCUUGGAUUUUGUUAGAAAAAUUUAUAAACGAAAAAAGUAAUAAUUGAAAUUCACUAUUAUCUAGAGUGCAAAAAUUGAAUUCGGAAUUUUGACUUUUUUUCAGAGAAACAAAUAUAAAACAAGUUUCAAACCUUA
Nematostella vectensis (starlet sea anemone) is the source of this 1232-nucleotide messenger RNA. Its product is annotated as farnesyl pyrophosphate synthase. Bases 70 to 1137 code for a protein of 355 amino acids. Gene Ontology annotation, molecular function: (2E,6E)-farnesyl diphosphate synthase activity; dimethylallyltranstransferase activity. Gene Ontology annotation, biological process: trans, trans-farnesyl diphosphate biosynthetic process. Gene Ontology annotation, cellular component: cytoplasm. NCBI's taxonomy places the organism in Eukaryota, Metazoa, Cnidaria, Anthozoa, Actiniaria, Edwardsiidae. The record is from RefSeq and is a predicted model, not a curated record. The transcript has 10 exons.